Molecule: messenger RNA, 5370 nt
Organism: Priapulus caudatus
Lineage: Eukaryota; Metazoa; Priapulida; Priapulimorpha; Priapulimorphida; Priapulidae
Product: desumoylating isopeptidase 2-like
Biological process (GO): protein deubiquitination
Molecular function (GO): deubiquitinase activity
Source: RefSeq, a predicted model, not a curated record
GGCCUAUAAACAACUGGCACUGCGCCUGAUUCAAGAUUAUUCCAUUUCAAGAAGGAAAUAAACUCUCUUUAUAAGUGUAAAUAACAUCACAAUUUAUUGCUUGUGUAUCAAAACGGAUUAUAUUUAUUGUAAAUAACAAGCCCAUAUGUGUGUCUUACUAUAAAAGCGAACUUGGAAAUCAAGUUGGUCUGAUCCAUACGCAUCAUAAUGGCACGAACUCCUGUCUUUGUCAAUAUAUAUGACAUGUACUGGAUAAAUGAAUACACUUCCAACUUUGGCCUGGGAGUUUUUCAUUCAGGUGUUGAAGUGUAUGGGACAGAGUAUGCCUACGGAGGCCACCCGUUUCCCUUCUCAGGAAUCUUCGAGAUCACGCCGAGAGACGCGCAGGCAAUAAAGAUAGGCUACACGGACUUCACGGAGGGGGAGGUCAUCAAGAUAGUAGAAGAGCUGGGCAAGGACUUCCGUGGUGACAAGUAUCACCUGAUGUCAAAGAACUGCAAUCACUUCACAUCGACUAUUACGUCGUACCUAACGGGUAAGGAAAUACCUAGCUGGGUCAACCGGCUUGCCUACUUCUCUUCAUGCGUGCCAUUCUUACAACAGUGUCUACCAAAGGAGUGGCUUACGCCGGUAGCCCUACAACAGUCUUUGCAAUCGCCUGGCUUCGAGGCACGUCACUGAGGUUGUGCCCUCCUAGGUUCGGAUUUCUAGUGAGAGACACUGGCUCAGCACUGCCAUCUAUGUGAACCAGCAGAUUUGAACGGCUGGAAACACAUGAACAGCACAAGGUUUAACUCGUCUGAUCUUGGGCUGAGUGUGCAGCAAUUAGGACUCUGUAUAUAUAAACUAUGAUGAAAUACCCACUGGCUAGGUUGAAUAUGUAGAUGGGAACGGCGUCGAAGGACUGUGCGAUGGACUGCGCGUGUGUCAUGCAGAGGAAGACAAUGGUAGCCGUGAGGCAGGGACAGAAGAUGGAGUCAAAUGUCGGCCAUUAUCACCGGGAGUGAAAUAUAUGUAGUAUGCAUAAUAUAUAUCAUGUCACUCCUGAUGUCACGGGCUUUACCACGGAGACGGAAAGAACUUGGACUUGGAAAGGCCGGAGAUCUAUUCUGCGUGUUUGCAUCGAUACAAAACACGUGGAGAUUGCCCAUGGGGUGGUUUUCAUGUGUGACGUCUGGUCGUUCAUGUGUUGCGGUCGUCUGCAUGGCUGCAACCCGUCCUACUUACCAGACUUACCAUCGACGCAUACAGCAUGGAGGACCAAAUUGGAACCUCUUGUUCUAGUCCCGGAACCUCUCGUUCUAGUCAGGCCGUAGUUCUGCACUGUGCUGAAUUGUGGCUGUCACAGCAUCCCAUUGAAGCAGAAGAAUGCAUGGGUGAUGGUAAGAGGGAGAGUAGCCGAGCACGCGAGUGAGAUCUUGACGCUGGAGCCAGAUAUUACCAAGUAUGCGCUACCAAACGGGUGGGAAUUUUUCAGAGCUUGACUUUAGUAGACAAAAGUGAAUUAUGUACGUAUAAAGUAAUGGGAGGAGGUUGGUGUACAUAACAGGCUGUUCUGUUGAAUGUGCAGAACUGCAAACUGUAACUGUAUAUGAGACAGCUGAAUUCGCUUGAGAACCACUACCCCAGUCAGCCCUUCUCCCUCAUAUAUAUCAGAACAAAAAAUUAUUCAUAAACAUGGCUUCCUGACAGGUCAUCAUUUGAAUAUAGCAGACAAUCAUUCAUGCUCUCUUUGAUGCACAUGGCUUGAAACUGUGAUCAGGUCAGGUCUCAUACUGUGCCCCUCUUCACAGCUACAAGCAGUUAUCGCAACAGGCAGCAAUACACCUGGCGAUGGAGUAACUGUUUCUCAUAUUCCCUGCUAAUUCCAGUUCUAGACUUUUGUUUUGGUGUCACGUGAGUGUCACGGUUGCGUGCAAACACUAAGGAACUGAUUCACUACUAGUACUAACUGCCACGAACCUAGUGUCACAUACCGUUAAACAAAAUAUUAAAUACCGAAGUACAAAGAUAGAAUCUAACAAGGUAUAUAGGCGAUGAAAAUUACUUUGUUGGAUGCAUUGUAGCAAGUGGAACAUCAUAGUCUGUAAGAAGGUGUACUUCUAUGUGGGCGAUACAGAAGUGAAAUAGAGGGAAUAGGGGUGGAGUAUUGUCUGUAUAAUAGAACUAGUAUCCUCAUGGUGCAGGCAAUCUUAGAAAACUAGACAGUCCGCGUUUCAAGCAUUUCAUAACACUUCAACUCAAUGUACAAUAUGGUUCCAAUUCAGAACUUUCUCAGAAAGGUCUUGAGAGAUUUUAUUUUUCUGACAAAAAAACUGGGAUGAAUUCAAUAGGUUUGAGGCGAGUGAUAGGCAUAUUGUGGUAGGCUUUGCACCUAGCUUCGUAAAGUGAUUGCCAUUUUGGGCAGGAAAGCCGUUGAAAUCCUGCACGUUUUCUAUCCUUCGCUCAAACUUAUUAACAACAUUCUCUCUAUUGCAGUCUUCCAUGAAUUUCCUGCUUUGAUCAUCUCCGCUCAGUAAUCAAAUGGCUUCAUCAUUGCCAGCACUUAUGCACCCUGAAGUAAAAAAUCUUGUCAUCAUCAAAUUGUAGCAUUUGCUGGAGCUUACCUUGACAGACUCGGUAGUAUCUUUUGGUGUGUGUGUGCGUGCGUGCGUGCGUGCGUGCGUGCGUGCGUGCGUGCGUGCGUGCGUGUGUGUGUGUGUGUGUGUGUGUGUGUGUGUGUGUGUGUGUGUGUGUGUGUGUGCGCGCGCAUGUGUGUGUGUGUGUGUAUAUAGCUUUUAUAUUGUCCUAGUGUCGCCUAAUUAAAGAACGUUGACAAGUUGAAGUGCCAGACGCCUAACAUUACGUGCACGUAGUUUUAUGUGCUGAAAUUAUGUGCACGCGUGAGUGUGUGCGUGCGUGGGUAUGAAUGUCUGCGAGUGAAUUGAGUGUGCUGGUAUGUGCGUGUAUACAGUGUGUGUGUACGUGCGUGCGUGCGUGAGUGUAUACUGGUAUCUCAGGCCGCCUUCCCCAGAUUUCCUGUUCACUGUAACCUGGCUAACUCACAAAACAAACAAUGGCCCAUUGGAAAAUGUCAUUAACAUACCAUUUCUUGCUAGACUAUUAUUAUUAAACUUAUACAUACAUGACUAUUAUUAUGAAUAUAUCUAUGUUCAAGUUAAUAUUCAUACGGUCAUGCUAUUAUCAUUAUAUUACAGGCGAAGCAAAUUUGUGGGUGUUUUUUUUGCGGAUAACUACCCACAGACGCUUGAGAAGGAUUGCUGCAAAAAAAAUAAAUCUUCUAAGGGUAAUCUUAUACAUGAGUUUGCUUACGAAAUCAAUUACGCUCACGAGCGAAUAUGAGUGUGGUGUGAGUAGUUAUAACAUUAUUUCAUAGGCCUAAAUAUCAGAUCUGUUGGUUCUUAUCCCAAGCAACUAUGAUAACAAACCCUGAAUGGAAAGUCAUGCUGGUGCAUUGUCAUUCCAUCAGACAGGAAAUCUAAAGAUGGUCUAUCUCCUUGCCACAGUAAUAUUGGCGAUGCAUACCUACAAUUCUGAAUGCACAAUAAUACAGAAAUCAGACAAACAAUCCACACAACACAAGAUGCGCAUAUGUUUCUAAAAGUGCCUACUUUCCUGUCAUUACCCACGUUAUGUACUAGGCAAACAUCUGAUAUUUUGUACAUCUAGAAUCUAUAGCGACUCCGUUGAUGGCUAAUAGCAAUAGUCGUUUUGAUUUAUUUGCACUCCCUUUACUUGCCUAAGUUAGAAAACUCUAUAUGAUCACUUAGUGGGUGGGUGUGGGCUUGGUUGUGUGUUUGUCCAAUGGAGCAGUAGUUGGUUGUGUAAAGGGGUAAAGAAAACUGCACUCUAUCAGUAAUUAAUCAGAAUGGACCUUGUCCAUAUAACAGCCUUGCAGACGAUACUCGGUAAGCAGGGAACGUCAGUAAGGAAUAAGCAACUUUUAAAAUGCGAAGAAUAUGACUUGCCUUUUCUGCUCGUUGUUUUAGCUAAAAACUGUGGUGUGUUUGAAGUUAGUUGUUGAUGCAAACUAUUGGGAACGAGAAUUGCAUUGUAAUUCUGUCGUUCCGUUUUAUAAUUUAUGCAUGUUAGAGUAAAUUUGACUUGUUUGACUUGUUUAUGUCUCUGGAUCCUACUGUGCCUGUAAGUAGAGGUGAUAUCCAUUUAAAACUCCAAACCUGCUUGUAAAAUGGUUUUUGAAACAUGAAAUUUCACAGAGGUUGUAUUAGAGAGCAAAAUGAGAUGCAAGCUCCACCUGUUCCGUACAAUCACAAAUCAAACGUGAAGUGGUUAACGACGUUAAGUUCAUUCCACAUGGCAAGUACAUAGCUUUUUAUCUAUAGUAAUGGAUUACAAUCGUUGCUAUUGUUGGUGCAUGUGGCUAAUUUAGUAAGCAAACUCUCCACUCGAUUCUUGAAGCUACGUUGUGUAAGCCUCGAGUAAACUCGUUGUCUCGUUAAGUCUGCGUUUAGUAGGAAGGUUUGAUACAUGCUGUCCAUCCAAUCACACAGCUUUGUGCCAAAAACGUUAUUUAAACCAGACGAGUAUGCAGUGAUGGUGUAACAAUGUCGUAGUAAGUACCAUCAGCAUUGUCUGUUAAAUGUGAUGAACAGUUCUUUGGUUGAUGGCAAUAACAAUGUGACCAGCUAGCUUGACCCUCGAACACUUAUUAAAUGAUAUCACUUGACAGUUGAAGGCAGUUUUUUAACAAAACUGUUAAAGUAAACGGUUAUACUAUUAGAUGUGUAACGUGUGUAGGCAUUAUAGGUGUGAUGUUUUAAGUGUUCUAGUGAAUUGUGUAGAAUUUAUUAACGUCUCACUGGAAUCAUGCACUGCAUUUAAUAGGCCUAAUCGAACUUUGCCUCUCGUUGUCUCAUUUUGGCUGUUGUUUGCUGGAACAACACGGCAGUGGCAUGUGUCAUUCAAAGUGCAAUACCACAAUAACCCAAGACAAGACAAAUGUUAAAAAUUCUUACAAGUUGUAGUUUUCGCUAGGGUAGGGCAAUUAAGCAAUCCAUGUGUGCUAAAUGAAUAGUGCGUACACUGUAGAUAGUGUAUACUUUCACCCACAUUAACUACCAAUAAAACCUGUGCUAUUCACAUGUACAGAGGCCGAUGGAAGCUGCUUAUAACAAAAUCUUGGAUCAAUUUAUUGUCAGCAGUGACAUAGAACAAGGACUUGUAACAGACUAGCUUAGUCAUAUCCCGUGGGUACGUUCACGAUUACGACGUGUCUUUACCGUACAUUGCUGGAUUUCUUGUUAUAGGGACCGAAAUUUUCCUGACUGCGAGUAUAACGAAAGUGUAAAAAAUGUAACAAUUAUUUUCCAUACUGUAAUAAAAAAUAAUUUAUGACAUUGAAUUGUAAAA